This is a messenger RNA of Aspergillus homomorphus CBS 101889, 1792 nucleotides long. RefSeq names its product putative tubulin-specific chaperone c. The coding region runs from base 230 to 1315 and encodes 361 amino acids. The record is from RefSeq and is a predicted model, not a curated record. Lineage: Eukaryota; Fungi; Ascomycota; Eurotiomycetes; Eurotiales; Aspergillaceae. The transcript has 3 exons. Gene Ontology annotation, cellular component: cytoplasm. Gene Ontology annotation, biological process: post-chaperonin tubulin folding pathway; tubulin complex assembly.
CAAUAUUCACCAUGUCUAUGCCUGACUUUGACACCUCUCGUCGGCCUUCCCAGGCCGAGAAUCAAACCAUCCUCAAGUCCGAAAUACCGUUGAAGGAGCGAUUCUUUCGCUAUUUCCAGCAUGAAAUCACCGGUAUGGCUUGGCCAAUCUAGUUGAUGUCUUGCGAACUAGCCUUGUGGCAAGGGGAGAGAGUCUGACACAUGUGCUCUCUGCAGCUCUUCAGGAACAGAUGGAUCGAUUGGCGGACACAUCGCUAAUAGGAGGGGAGCGGGCGGAUGCAACUGAUCACUGUCUGGCCGGGAUUGCGCGCUUGUCCAAUGAAGUCAAGGAUGCAGCUAGCUAUAUCCCGACGUACGAUCAGCGGAUUUACGCAGAGGCCAUCAAAGCGUUGCAGGACAAACUCAUCGAAACGCGGGCUGCCGUAGAGCCGCGCCCCAAGUUCAGCUUCAAGACCAAGAAAAAUGCCUCGGCCAUCUCUCUGUCUGAUGCGGCCCAAAUGGCUGCGCAGGUUCGCAGUAUCCCCGGCUUCGCCUCGCCCGAAUCGUCCUCCGUCGGAUCGUCCGCCGCCCAAACCCCCAUGUAUCCGUCGACUCCGCUCAACGAGCCCGACAACCGACUCCAUAUGCUGCAACGACCGGAGAUUGCCCCCACAUCCAUCCCAGCUAUCCCAGUCGACGAAGGAGCGGGCGACAAACUCCUCAAGCCUGAACCACCUCAUCAUGGCUUCGCCGCGACGGCUCUCACCUCGGUGUCGGUGAACAACCACCAUAACCUCCACAUCAUGCUGCCCUCAUCAGGGUCAACACCCAACGUCCCGGCAUCGAUCACCUCGCUGCGCCAUUGCGUCGUCGACAUGUCAAUUCCCACCGUCAACGGCAAACCGUACGCCAGCCUGACAGUCAAGAACGCGAGAGAGAGCCUCCUGGUGUGCGGCCAGAUCAACGGACCCGCCCACAUCACGGGCGUGGAACACAGUAUUGUGGUGGUGGACUGCCGCCAGUUCCGCAUGCACAACUGCUCCAACGUAGACGUCUACCUAAGUGCCUCCAGCAACCCGAUCAUAGAAGACUGCACCAACAUCCGCUUCGGCCGCAUCCCCCGCAUCUACACAUUGAACCACGACCGCCCCGACGACGAAGACAGAUGGAGCCAAGUCGAAGACUUCAAAUGGAUCAAACCCGAACCAAGUCCUAACUGGAGCCUCCUCGCCCCCGAAGACGCAGUCCCCGAAGAAGUCUGGGCGGAGAUCGUCCCCGGCGGUCCCGGCUGGUCACUGGAAGAUAUCCUACGUGCCAUCAACAUUUCAAAUGUUUAACAAAACUCUGGCGUUGAUCCGAGGGGAAAGAGUUUGCUGUUGAGGGGAGCUAUUUUCGGCGUUCGGUUUUAUUUAGUUAUUUAUGCAAUGCACUUUGCCUCGUUCGUAGUUGACUUUAACUUCUUUUUAAUUUUGAGUUUUUUUCUUCCUUCGAUUGCAUGAUUUUUCCUCUUUUUUAUGAAGGGAUGGGCGCAGCAUAUACAAACAGACAGACACACACAAAGAGGGAUUGGAUUCGGAAAUGGGAAUGGCAGCUUUAACCGAACCAUCGAUGGCUGGAUUCUGUUGCGUUCGUUUGGGUCUCCUGGUCAGCGUGCUUUGCUUGCUUGGUCACGUGUUGAUGGCGUUGGUAGUGCUUGUGGAACCCUUUAGUUUACUCUUCAAUUCUAAGCGUACGUCCUCUCCGCUCAGGAUGUGAUGAUUCAUGUUACUCCAACUGUGAAGUGUGCUUCGGGAGCUGGACACUGAUGCCAUCGG